CGAUAGAAAAAAGGGAAGGCCGGCGCACGCUACUAUAUAUAUAUAUCCGGAGAUCCUCUAAUUCGAAGAAACCCUAACCCACCUAGAAAUUCCCAAUUCCAAAAAAAGAUUUAGAGGAAAAUGGGGAGCUCAGAUUUCUCAUGGAAGCUUGCCGAUCAUCCUAAGCUUCCAAAGGGGAAGACGGUGGCCGUUGUUGUUUUGGAUGGAUGGGGCGAGGCUAAUCCUGAUAAGUAUAACUGUGUUCAUGUUGCCGAGACGCCAACUAUGGAUUCGCUCAAAAAUGGAGCUCCUGAAAAAUGGAGAUUGGUAAAAGCUCAUGGCACAGCAGUAGGACUUCCUACCGAGGAUGACAUGGGGAAUAGUGAAGUAGGUCACAAUGCAUUGGGUGCUGGCCGGAUAUACGCUCAAGGAGCUAAGCUAGUUGAUCUGGCUCUUGCCUCCGGGAAGAUAUAUGAUGGAGAAGGCUUUAAGUACAUUAAGGAAUGCUUUGAUCAUGGUACUCUACAUCUUAUAGGUUUACUGAGUGAUGGAGGUGUGCACUCUCGACUUGAUCAGUUACAGUUGUUGCUGAAAGGUGCUGCUGAGCGAGGUGCCAAAAGGAUCCGAGUGCAUAUCCUUACUGAUGGUCGUGAUGUUUUGGAUGGUUCAAGUGUAGGCUUCGUGGAAACACUUGAAAAUGAUCUCCUGCAGUUGCGAGAGAAAGGUGUCGAUGCGCAAAUUGCCUCUGGUGGUGGACGGAUGUAUGUCACCAUGGAUCGCUAUGAGAAUGACUGGAGUGUUGUUAAGCGUGGUUGGGAUGCCCAGGUUUUAGGUGAAGCACCUUACAAGUUCCAUACUGCUGUAGAAGCUGUGAAAGAGCUGCGGAAGGAACCCAAGGCUAGUGAUCAAUACUUGCCCCCUUUCGUUAUAGUUGAUGAAAGUGGCAAAUCAGUUGGACCUAUAGUGGAUGGUGAUGCAGUGGUAACAUUUAACUUCAGGGCAGAUCGCAUGGUUAUGCUUUCUAAAGCGCUUGAAUAUGCAGAUUUUGAUAAGUUCGACAGAGUUUGUGUUCCAAAGAUUAAAUAUGCUGGAAUGCUUCAGUAUGAUGGUGAAUUAAAGCUUCCAAGUCGCUAUCUUGUUACUCCUCCAGAGAUAGAGAGGACGUCGGGUGAAUACUUGGUGAAAAAUGGUGUCCGGACUUUUGCUUGCAGUGAGACUGUCAAAUUUGGUCAUGUCACCUUUUUUUGGAAUGGAAAUCGCUCUGGAUAUUUUGAUGCAAGCAUGGAAGAAUAUGUUGAAAUUCCAAGUGAUCAUGGAAUCACAUUCAAUGUCCAGCCCAAGAUGAAGGCUGUGGAAAUUGCUGAGAAGGCAAGAGAUGCUAUCCUUAGCAGGAAGUUUGACCAGGUCCGUGUUAACCUUCCUAAUUCAGAUAUGGUGGGACAUACUGGUGAUAUAGAGGCUACUGUUGUGGCUUGUAAAGCUGCUGAUGAAGCAGUAAAGAUGAUCCUAGAUGCUGUAGAACAAGUGGGUGGGAUCUAUGUCGUAACUGCUGAUCAUGGGAAUGCUGAGGACAUGGUGAAGAGAAACAAAACCGGCCAGCCACUGCUUGACAAAGCCGGGAACAUUCAGAUUCUUACUUCCCAUACUCUUCAGCCAGUCCCAAUUGCUAUUGGAGGCCCAGGGCUUGCACCAGGAGUCAGAUUCCGCAAUGAUGUACCCGGCGGUGGUCUUGCCAAUGUUGCUGCCACAGUUAUGAAUCUCCACGGUUUUGAGGCACCUAGUGAUUACGAGACAACCCUCAUUGAAGUUGUUGGUAACUGAUUAAAAGGCUUGCUACAGUAUAAAAGCAAGCAACUGUUAUAUCUUUUCGUAAGCAACUGUUAUAUCCUUUCGUAAGCAACUGUUAUGUCUUUUCGGAUUAAGGUCGGGAUGGUUAUAAAUACCAUUGGCUUAAAUUCUCUGAGUGAUGUCUGAAUAAUGAUUCACUGGUAAGAAAUCUCUCUUAAAAUUUUAGGAGGGAAUGAGAAUUUUGGGAGAUGUAUUUUGUGAUAUUGUAAAAUGCAAGGUCACACCCUGAACUACAACAAAGAUUUAUAAAUAUUGGUUUCGUGGUA
Molecule: messenger RNA, 2093 nt
Organism: Asparagus officinalis (garden asparagus)
Lineage: Eukaryota; Viridiplantae; Streptophyta; Magnoliopsida; Asparagales; Asparagaceae
Product: 2,3-bisphosphoglycerate-independent phosphoglycerate mutase
Exons: 10
Coding region: 121-1800 (559 amino acids)
Biological process (GO): glucose catabolic process
Cellular component (GO): cytoplasm
Molecular function (GO): manganese ion binding
Source: RefSeq, a predicted model, not a curated record